GACUCUGAGUUUCUGAUAGCCAGCUUGGACUCCAGUGUUUGCUGUCACGUAAGCUGCAGUCAAAGUACAGUAUUCCUGCCGGCCUGAGAUUUGUAACAAACUGUUUAGCCAGUUCAAUCAGUAACUCUUAACACUCCAGGAGAAGUACUAGUGCAGCAGGAGGCUUUGGAAAGAUGAAAACUAAUUGCUACUGGCAGUGGGCUCUGUUAAUGUCCCUGCUUUGUGUGGUGGGGACUCAAAAAGAACUUCCUCCUGCAGAAAAUGUGCACCUUCUUAAUCCAGAGGAAUACAAACUUGUUUUGAACUUGGACCAGAAAGACUAUCCCAGUGACUGCUUUGAGAUCUGGGAGAGUUCAGGAGGCCAGGCUAGGGAUGGUAUCUACAUGAUCCAGCCUACAAAGUCUGCCCUUGUGGUGUUCUGUGAUAUGCAGAGUGGGGGCUGGACCGUGGUGCAGCACAUCACAGUCAACAGCAGCGUGGACUUCGACAGGACGUGGCAAGAUUACAAGGUGGGCUUUGGGUCAAUCACUAGUGACCACUGGCUAGGAAACGAGUACCUGUACCAGCUGACUAACAAGGGCGGGCAGUACAAACUUGGGAUCAAGCUUGUAGAUAAGGAUGCAGUCACCAAGUUUGGAGAGUAUGAUCCCUUCCGCGUGGAAAGUGAGGAAUCCCAGUACAAGAUCCGUCUGGGACUGUUCGAGGGCACAGCUGUGGAUGCCUUGAGCCAGGACACAGAGGCUUACCUACAUGACAACCAGAAGUUCACAACCAAGGACCGAGACAAUGAUAACUUUUACCAGAAUUGUGCCAAACUGGAGUAUCUCGGGGUACCUGGAGGUGGCUGGUGGUACGAUGCCUGUGCUGGUGCUAAUUUGAACAGACGUAAUGUCAUCUACUGGCAGAAAGAUUGCAACAAAGAGCACAUCUGCAAAUAUGCUUGGAUGAUGGUGAGGCCCACGGAUCGUGUUAAAGUCAUCAAAACAGGAAGCUGUCAACGGGAUGAACUGUAACUUUAUUCAUUCAAACUUCCAUUAUCAGAAAGCCAUUUACUCUGGAUUGAACAGUAAAACUACAAAUGUUUGAACUUCU
This is a messenger RNA of Lepisosteus oculatus (spotted gar), 1092 nucleotides long. RefSeq names its product fibrinogen-like protein 1-like protein. Lineage: Eukaryota; Metazoa; Chordata; Actinopteri; Semionotiformes; Lepisosteidae. The record is from RefSeq and is a predicted model, not a curated record.